AUGGUGUUGAUCUGGUCAUAUCUGGAAGUGACCACUAGCGGGCGCUAUAAUGAUAGCAUCCAAGUGUACGCUGCCGGGGCCGUUGAAGCUGCAGUCAGCUCUGAGCUGAUCUAUAAGCACUGGAUGAAGACACUUAUGGGGUACUGCAGUCCAUUUACAUUUGAGUCAGGAUUCUGUCACAGACUGAAGGAUUACAUCACCACCAACCUACAGUGGGUCAGACAGCAGAUAGAGGAGCAUCCACACUGUCCCUACUGGCACCAGGUGUGGUUGGUGUUGCUGCAGCUGAAAGGUCUGAAAGAUGGCUACAAUGAUCAGCUGUCAUUUCCCAGAGGCCCUUUCACUCUCAACCCCUUCGGCUUCCUACUUUUCCAGAUGGGAGGAGGCCUGGUGGAUCUUGAGAAAAACCUAAACAAAUCUAGCCAAUGACGGACACUGGGCUCUGGCUCCUGCUCCGCCCUCAUCAAGCUAUUGCCUGGCAACAAGGAUCUGCUGGUGUCUCAUGAUGCCUGGAACAUUUACCAGGCCAUGCUGCGCAUCUUAAAGAAGUACCAGUUCGCCUACCGUGUCUCUCCUACAGACAGUGAUCCGAUCCCUGGCGGAACCCAGGCCUUCUCCUCCUACCCAGGGUCCAUUUUCUCUGGAGAUGACUUCUACAUCCUUAGCACCGGGCUGGUUACCUUGGAGACAAGCAUCAACAACAGUAACCCCGCCCUCUGGAAAUUUGUUCAACCAACCGGAGCAGUGAUGGAGUGGCUGAGGAACAUCGUAGCCAAUAGGCUGGCUGCAUCCGGCAAGGAGUGGGCAGAGAUUUUCAGCAAACACAACAGGUAUAAUAACCAGUGGAUGAUAGUGGAAUACAGGCAUUUCACACCGGGGAUGACAGAGACCAAGGAGCAGCUGUUUACUGUACUGGAGCAGCUCCCGUAUAAUAACUUUAAGAAUGACCCGUUGUCUUGGUGUGAGGGCUGUGACCCGCCUGCUAAUGGAGAGAACACCAUCUCAGCCCGGUCCGACCUGAACCCGGCUAACGGAACGUAUCCCUUCGGCGCGCUGAAGCAGAAACCACAUGGAGGAACGGAUAUGAAGGUGACGUCCUAUGGGCUGUGGCGUGAGUUUGGCUUCCUGGCAGCGAGUGGACCCACUUGGGACCAGAUACCUGCCUUCCAGUGGAGUUCCUCCCCCUACUCAGACCUGAUGCACAUAGGACAUCCUGACACCUGGGCGUUUGCACCUGUAAAUGUCACCUGGUCUACCUAA
This is a messenger RNA of Oncorhynchus tshawytscha (Chinook salmon), 1260 nucleotides long. Its product is annotated as putative phospholipase B-like 2. The record is from RefSeq and is a predicted model, not a curated record. Gene Ontology annotation, biological process: phospholipid catabolic process. Gene Ontology annotation, cellular component: extracellular region. The transcript is spliced from 10 exons. Lineage: Eukaryota; Metazoa; Chordata; Actinopteri; Salmoniformes; Salmonidae. Gene Ontology annotation, molecular function: glycerophospholipase activity.